Messenger RNA from Ziziphus jujuba (common jujube), 1286 nucleotides. Its product is annotated as high-affinity nitrate transporter 3.1. Lineage: Eukaryota; Viridiplantae; Streptophyta; Magnoliopsida; Rosales; Rhamnaceae. The record is from RefSeq and is a predicted model, not a curated record. The transcript has 2 exons. Gene Ontology annotation, cellular component: plasma membrane. The coding region runs from base 258 to 875 and encodes 205 amino acids. Gene Ontology annotation, biological process: nitrate transmembrane transport; response to nitrate. Gene Ontology annotation, molecular function: nitrate transmembrane transporter activity.
CACUUUCUCAUUGUUUUUUGGGUCUCCAUUUAUUUAAUCAGUUGUAAUUCUUUACAAUCCAGCUUCCAAUUUGGGCCUUUUGACCUAUUCUGCUUAUGUCACCUUAAGCUUAGUUGUUUAUUUAUUUGUUUGGGCCCUUGUAUUAUAUAAAAAGGGAACGUGCGCUACCACUUCAUCUCCAUUAGAUUCAGUAGUGGAAUUGAUCUCUUUAGGAUUUCUAUUUCAUAUACCAAAGUCUUCUCUACUAAGUAUCAAAAAUGGCAGCACGUGGGGUUCUCUUGGCUUCACUUCUUCUCUUUUCUUGCUUUGCUGAAAUCUCUCAUGGAAAAGUUCACUUUUCUUCUCUUCAAAGAACUCUCGUAGUCACUGCUUCACCCAAACCAGGACAAGUUCUGAAAGCUGGUGAAGAUAAAAUCACAGUAAAUUGGGGUCUAAACAAAACUUUCCCAGCUGGGGUUGACUCUGCUUACAAGACCAUAAAGGUAAAGCUAUGCUACGCGCCCAUCAGCCAAGCAGACCGAGCGUGGAGGAAGACGGAGGAUUUGAUCUCGAAGGACAAGACCUGCCAGUUCAAGAUCGUGGCUCGACCAUACUCAGCCUCUAACCAGAGCUUCGAGUGGACCGUGGAGCGUGACAUCCCACUCGCCACGUACUUCAUACGCGCCUACGCCUACACCUCCGAGGAGGUCGAGGUGGCUUACGGUCAAACCACGGACGCUCACAAAACCACCAACCUUUUUGAUGUCCAAGCAGUCACUGGACGCCACGCGUCCCUUGACAUUGCCUCGGUUUGCUUUAGUGCUUUCUCCGUUGUGUCCCUUGCUGUGUUCUUCAUCGCUGAGAAGAGAAAGGCAAAAUCGUCCCAACAGAAGUAAUAUAAAAAAAAUUAAAAAAAAAAAAAGGUGGCAAAUCUUAUGGUUCUUUAUCAUCAACAUCAGUUUGCACCAAUGGUUUAGAUUUUGUUUUUGCUCUAAUAUAUAUAUAUAUAUAUAUAUUUAUAUAUUUUGUAUUACAAUCUUGAUCAAAAUGGUAGGAUAUGAAGCUAAGUUGAAGGGGGUUUCAAAUGGGCUUUUUCUUUAUUUUAAUAACUUUUGUGUGUUAAUGGGAAAUUUUCUUAAAAAAAAAAUUAUGAAAAGAAAGAAAAAAAAAAAAAAGGGAGUGAAGUGAAUGUUGAGAAGGUUGAAUCUGGGUAUGUAAUUAACCUUACAGCUCAUACUCUAAAAUGGGGAAGUUGAAACUGGUCUAUUAAUAAGAAAGUGAUAUAUAGAAGAUUUUUCACUUUUUAA